UGAAGAAGCGGCAAAUAAAUUUGUUUUUAUAUUUAAAAAUUUUAACUACGAGAAGGGUAAAUGUGUUUUGUAUUCACGGGAUAGUAUUUUCUGACAGGCAUAUAUAAGUUGUAAAUUAUUUUAACAAAAAUGUCAGUCGAAUGUGAAGCAGCGUUUAAGGGAACGCAUGUAAUGGCCAUAAGUGCAAUGCAUAGUGUUCAACAACAGCUGCUAGCACUGGGAGAGGAUGACAAUAAGGACUCCGAUAAGCAUCGAGUGAAGUUAGCUUUAUCUAUAUUGCGAUCCAUUUGUUCUGCUGCUGCGAAACCUGAAGGCAAGCAUAAUCGCGUCUACUGUGAUACAUUGGUUCUCGUUCUAUCGAAAUACAUAAAGCCAUCAAUAGGCGCUAAAUACUGGUCAAUGUAUCUGGAACAUGUUCGUUAUUUGCACCACUUAAUUGCGGACAAGAAAUUGUUUGCAGAAGCUAAAAUCAUAUGUGACCUUGUGGCUAGUUUCCCAAGUUAUCUUCAAAGUGAAGGUGACUACAAAGUGGUUUUAGGUAUGUACCUGCAACAUUUACUUGGUCAACACCAUCACACACGCGUGAAUGCCCAUCUGGCACAAGAGCACAUUGCCUGCAUUCUUGACGCACUAAAAGAGUUAUUCAUGCAAAUGUUGCAUUGCAACAAGAAGGACAAUUUUACAUACCCGGAGUUGAUAACUGAUUUUGUGCAAUAUUUAGUGCCAAAGCGCGUUUCCACAGUUUUUAAUUUUCUCGCAUCUCUGCCGGCUAAUAAGACACAAAUGUAUGAUGCUUUCUUUGCUCUUCUGAAGGGCAUUCGUACCUCGGAGCCAACAAAAGAGGACGUGCAAGCUCACUCUCAACGCCACAUAGAGGCACUCGCAGUAUUCUUCCAGCUAGAUGUGUCAGAUAGGUUGCAGCAGCAAUUAGCAUUGCGACAUUUGCGCACAUGUCGUGACAUGUUUGUGUUUGCAAAUGACAAGAGCGCCAACUACGUAUUUUCGUUACUUUAUUACCUUGUGAAGCUAGUCUAUGGAUUGCCCAAUCCUGGGGAGUUCAAAGAAAUAUAUAAAGAUCUUAGUGGAAAAUUAAUAACAUUCUUCGACCGUUAUGGGGAGGGGUUGAUGCAAGAGCGUUGGUUUACAGAUGUGCCUGUUGUUAUAGCAGUGCUUUUCACACACCUGCAACAACACCCCUCAACACCCUUCGGUUCCUUUUGGCAGCAUAUGAAUAGUAUUGAAUGUUACAUAGCCCAUUUCGAAUUAAUACUGGGUUGCAUACGUUUGGCACCUCGCAUUGUUGAAACGAAACUAAUAAAGUUAGAUUGCUGCACUAGCGCCAGAAAACAUACAAUGAUUUCAUUGGUUGUUAGUGCGCUGGCAGCGUAUUCAUCCUACGCCAUAGCAGUAGAUGACACCUCUGGAGUAAGUGAAGAACUCUUCAUCAGCCUGCGUACGCAACUGCUAUUGGUGAUGCGGCAUGGUGUUAGCGUGCUUGAUUCGCUCGCCUGUAUAACUUCUGAGUCCGCAGAAUUGAAGUUGAUCUACGCACGUAUCAUUCAACUUACGUUAGAUAUGCGCACACCGUUGCAAAUACGAUUGUGUAUUACACUCGUUGAAUUUCUUGUACGCAUUCGACACAAGUUCGCGAUCAAAGAUUGGACUCUGCUAUUACGACGGCUAUAUAAAAUGACGCUACGUGCGGGCGACGCCAGUUUGACAGCAGAUCUACAUGCGGCACACAUAGCCUCAAAAAUCCAGGAAUACACUUGGCCCGAUAUUUCGCAUCUACGCAAUAGCAUUGGCAACUUUUACACCAACUCGCCCCAUAUCACAUCUGGUCAAUGCGUUUUACAAUUAAACUUGCAAAGUCAUAGUCCCCUAAAGGUUUUUCUGGAUACGCCACAGAAACAUUUACUGCAUUGGUUGGAGACGCAAGAGUUUCUCAAGUAUCACAAGUCUAACGAACAACUUCAGUUGACCUUAAUGGAUUGCAGUCCAACGCUGUACGGCGAGACGUUGGUUGCGCGUGGCUCUGGCGAUAUUCAACCAGCAGUAGCCACCCGACUUCGCAAAAUGAAAAAGCAGAUAGAACAGAAAUUGGAAAAAACUGCGGGGUUGUCACGUCUGGAAUACCUCUGUGCGGCGCAUAUAAACACGGCGCUUAUUUUCGAUUCGUUGAAGUUACAGAAAGAUAUUUUAGCAGUGGAAAUAAAAUGCCAAGAGGAUAAUCUGGAAGAGCUGUUGCAACGCAAAGAAUUUGCCAUGAUAACUGUAGCAAAUGAGGUAAAAUUAAUAAAGCAAGUUGAAGCGGCAUUGGAAUGUUUCCGGAAAUUCUAUGAAAAAGCGGACACAGAAGCAAUUGUCAACAAUGAAGUGCAUAUCGACUGGGAAGCUAUCAUUACCGAUGUGACGUCUUUAUCGCUUUACCUCCAACUGUCAGGCUACUUAGAUUUAGCCACUGAAGCUUGGAUUCUACACUAUCGCAUCGCAAAUACAAUCGACGAUGAGUACAAUUCACUUCGAAGCCUAACAUAUUUUUGUGAACAUAGUGAGUACUUUCUAACAUCAGAAAAAGGCAUCAAUUUAGCCGAAGAAGUCGCGCGUAAAGAAAAAUUUCUAUUACACGCCACCCAACAACUCCCUACGCUUACCAACAGUUUACAAAAUUAUGUCCUCAUAUGCCUCUGCCAAGUAGCGCAUUAUUAUGCCCGAAAUGGCCAGCUUAGCUACGCUCAAAUUUUGCUUGAGUUAGUGCAGCAAGUGCAUGCUGAGUUGCCCAACAAGCAGGGCAAGUAUAAUGUGGUACUUGGCACUGUUGACAUGGUUAAAUUUCGUAUUUUGUGGAAGCAUCUAGAUAAUGAUCAACAUCAGAUAGAUUCACAACUUUCUCAGCGUUGCAUGCUACGUGAAAUGGAAGGUAUUCUGGAACGUUUUCGUGGCGAUUUUUUCAAACUUUCCAGAAGCGAACUAAUGUCGUAUACGAUAUUGUUGUUGAGCGUUAUAACACAGGUUGCGGAGUGUGCAGCCAAUCGUUUGUGCGAUAAUUUGGUCAACUCUUAUUUCGCUGGGAUUUUUAAGAUUCUGUUGCAGUCAGGCUCAGCUUUGCGCUUAAUACAAAUACUAGCCAUGUGGGCGUGGAUUAAUUUGCAAAUGGAGUACUUAAAAAAGGCGCAGAUCAAAGUCAAAUUGAUUGAAUACAUAUUGGGAGUAAAAAGCCUAGAAUAUCUGCGGCAAAUGAGUGAGGAGGCGGCUGCAGAAAAGAAGUUGGCAGUACCGACAAGUAAUACAGCGUGGGAUUUAAUGCAUUCGGGCAUGGAACCGCUGCGUAAAAUGAUACCGCUCAAUGCAACACCCAUUAAAACUAUGAAAAUGUUACUUAGUCCGUCAACGCGAGGAGAAAGCAGUCUCAAACGUUUUCUAUGUGUACAAGGCAACGAUACGCUUCAACAGUAUCAAAUUCUUCAAUGGUGCUGCUUCAUGGUUGGCUGCUUGAAUGCAAGACUCUACUUUCUUGCCGAUAAUCACGACAAUCUAGAGGACUUUUAUGAAGCUAGUCAGCAAUGGCUAGAGGACCACAAGCAAAAUACUAUUCUACAGAUCAGUUUUCAGAACAUCCAGCUGCUAAGUUUGCAGCAUUAUGUUAAUUACUUGCGUUUGCAUAAGAAAUAUGAAAAGGCGUUGAGCUGUAUUAAAUCGGCUCUUGUUAGUUGCACGGAUAUGAGGGGAAAUGUAGACACUGUGUAUCAAAUAAAUCUUCUACUGCAAUUACGCGCCACCAAGAGAGAGAUGUCUGUAAAGCCAGAGAGUAGGAACUGUGCUGGCUGGCGGCGUGCACUAGCAUUCGACGUCUCACCCGAUUUGGAUGAACCGGAAGGGGAAGGUUUGUUAACAUUUACUACGGUGAAUGUGGUGCCAGCCAGUGCUCGUAAAAAGGUGACAACACUCGGCUUCGAAAUAUUUAACGGCAGUGAGAGUACGCCAAAGCACACAUCCACACAAGUUGCUGUUGGGGCGCAAGGGGCUAGUGAAACGAUAGAGAAACUGGUGCAUAAUAAAAUAGCCAUGCAGCCUUUAGCGGCAUUAUCGAGUGUGAGAAAAAUGAGAAAACAAUUGGCGGCUGAAGCUGAGUUGCAAACUCCGGCAAAAGCAAGUGCGGUUAACACGAAAACCAACUCAAAAUCAUUAACUGCACGAAAAUUGCGUGCAAUCAGAGCAGCAGCAAGUGAAGCGAGCAGCAAUACGUCAAAUUCUACACCUGAAACAGACACUGACGAUAUUUUGAAUCAAUGCCAACGUAUCGAAUCGGUUGAUCUAUUGGACAGUGACGAUGCCAAAAGCCAGCGAAAUGACGUUACAAAUACCGUGGUUAACACCCAUGCGAAGAAACAAAGCGCUCGCAAAGCUAGUAAACAUCGUGAAAAUAUUUUUGAUAUUUGUAAAAAAAUUGAAACGAUUGACUUGCUGGAGCAUGAGGAGCAUACUUUAGUCACAAGUAAGAGUCACACGCCAACAUUGAAUCCACAAAAGCACAAACCAAACACACCAGAAAUCAUUGACAUAUCGGAUGACGCUGAUGACUUUAAAACGCCAGAGUCCACUUUUUACACACUUACAGCGCCACCAAAAACUGCAAACGCCAAAAAGACCACCAAAAAAUCACCUCACACAACCCAAACAAGUCGUAAAAAUAAGGAAGCAAAUACAAAUAAAGCAUCGACGGAAAUGAGCACUUGUGCCACGAGUGAGACAGCCACAAUAAUACCGAAUGAACUGCACGUGCAAGUGGUCGAAAAGAUCAGAGAAGAGACUAAAACCACUACUACUAAAUUGAAUACACGCACCAAAACCGAAGUACGAACCCUAAAGGUGAUAACGAAGGAUACCGAAAUUAGAAUAUCACCCGCACCAAAAACAGCACCAAAGAGCAAAGAGAACACCACCACCAAAGGCAGUACAACUCGUGGGCGUCCGCGGACUACACGCAAAACGCCCAACAAACAAAGCGACGAAAAUGUUGCUCCACCCGUGACCGUCAGCAGAACGCUGAGCAGACGUGCCAGACAAUAAUUUCAAACUACAUUCAUGUUAUAUUUAUUACGUUUCAUAUGGUUAAAUUUCCGCUGCACUUUCUAUGUUUCUUUUAUAAUUUCAGUCUACAUAUUAGACUUCUAGUUUGGUAGAUACUUGAUUUUGUGUGUUAUUAUAUUAUAUUUUCUACUUUGAACAACGAAUUUUUGAACGUAGCUAAUUAAUAAAGCAAGCACUCAUUUUUUAUAGA
Messenger RNA from Anastrepha obliqua, 5281 nucleotides. Its product is annotated as protein three rows. NCBI's taxonomy places the organism in Eukaryota, Metazoa, Arthropoda, Insecta, Diptera, Tephritidae. The transcript is spliced from 5 exons. The coding region runs from base 130 to 5070 and encodes 1646 amino acids. The record is from RefSeq and is a predicted model, not a curated record.